Messenger RNA from Capronia epimyces CBS 606.96, 2082 nucleotides. RefSeq lists its product as uncharacterized. Bases 1 to 2082 code for a protein of 693 amino acids. Lineage: Eukaryota; Fungi; Ascomycota; Eurotiomycetes; Chaetothyriales; Herpotrichiellaceae. Gene Ontology annotation, molecular function: ADP binding; protein binding. The transcript has a single exon. The record is from RefSeq and is a predicted model, not a curated record.
AUGUCUUUCGAUCCGAUAUGGUAUGUCCCUCCCGUACGAAGGGCUAACUUUGGUGGCCGUGCAGAAGAGCUGGCAGAACUCGAGCAGAAAUUAUUCGAGCCUGACGGCCGUCGGACGGUACCUAUCCUGGGACUAGGAGGGGUGGGUAAGAGUCGACUGGCGUUGGAACUCGCCUACCAAGUGAAAUCAAACCACCCAGAGCAUUCGAUCUUCUGGAUACAAGCCUCAGACGAGUGGAGUUUCGCAAGAGACUGGCUCAAAAUUGGACAGAAGCUCGGGAUUCCGGGGUUUGGGGACGAUGAAGCCGAUGUCAAGCCACUAGUCCAGCAACGACUUAACAACUCUGAAGACAAAUGGCUGUUGAUUCUCGACAAUGCUGACGACGAGUGGCUAUGGGGAAGAGGCUUACCACAAGAGCUGUUACUCGCGGGCUCAGGCGUCUGGCCGAGAACGCCAAACAGGCCACUCGUAAGCUUCUUGCCGAGAACGAUGAACGGCUCCGUCCUUGUCACGACCCGUUCGCGACAAGUAGCCACUUUCAUCGCUGAGGAAGAAGUUGUCGAAUUGCGCGCCCCUCCACAAGACGAAGCUAUUGACAUAUUUAUUAAGCGGCUCGAUCGUCUGGAUGCGGCACUCGACCAGAAAACCCUUGUUUCCUUACUUAUCAAGCUGGCUUUCCUUCCACUUGCAAUUGUCCAGGCUGCUUCUUUUAUCAAUAUGGUCCCUCACAUGACGGUGCAGACCUAUAUGAAGCUACUGGACGCACAUGAUACAGACGUUGUUGACCUUCUCAGCGAGGACUUUGGAGACUCGUCCCGCUAUCCCGAUCACAUUAAUCCAAUUGCUACUACCCGGCUGGUCUCCUUUGACCAUAUCCGAACCCACCACACUUUGGCGGCAGACCUCCUCUCAUCUAUGGCGUGCGUUCACGAGAUGGGCAUUCCACUCUCUCUGUUUACAGAUGAUGGGACGAAGCUCGAGGCUAUCAAGGCUGUUGGUGUUUUGAUGGGAUAUUCAUUCGUGACGAAGCAAACAGAAACCAUUUCAAAUAAAGGGGAACUAUACGAUGUGCAUCGACUCGUACUGCUUGCCGCCCGGAACUGGCUGAAGAUGGAAGGGACACUUUCUGAUCGGAUAACGGCCUGCACUAUUCGGCUUGCAGAUAUUUUCCCCCAACGUUGCUAUAAGAACAAGGGUAUCUGGACGAUAUACAUGCCACACGCACACUGUUUUUACCGUCCCUAUGACGGGAAAGAACUUCCGGAGCGGUAUAAACUACUUGAGAAAACGGGACAAUGUUUUCUAGCUGAUGGGAAGUACGACCUAGCUAUAAGAACACAUAUAUCGGUGGUGAACUACAGAGAGCAAACGCUAGGACCCUUGAAUCAAGAAACAUAUUCAGCCUACGACAGUCUCGGUGAGGCACUCUACCGGAAGGGACGCUGGAGAGCGGCAGAAGAUUUUUCUCAAAAGGCUUUCUAUGGCAAUAAGGAAGUGCUGGGUGCAGAGCAUCCCGACACGAUGACCAGCAUGACUAGACUAGGCUCGACGUAUCGGAGUCAAGGUCGCUUAACCCAGGCGGAAGAGCUGGAGGUGCAAGUGGUAGAGACAAGGAAGAGGGUGCUAGGGCCAGAGCAUCCCGAUACACUGACCAGUAUGGCUAACCUGGCCUCGACGUAUCGGAGUCAAGGUCGUUUGACCCAGGCGGAAGAGCUACUUAUACAAGUGGUGGAUACGUGGAAGAGGGUGCUGAGUAUAGAGCAUCCCGACACGCUGAUCAGCAUGGAACACCUAGCCUUGAUGUACUACAAUCAAGGCCGCUGGACCCAGACGGAAGAGCUGGUAGUGCAAGUGACGGAGACGAGGAAGAGGGUGCUAGGAGCAGAGCAUUCCGACACGCUGACCAGCAUGGCCAACCUAGCCAGCACAUAUAAGGCACAGGGUCGUGACGACGAAGCCAUGGCUUUGAUGACUUUCUGCGUGGAGCUCCGCUCCAAGGUUCUUGGCACUGCACAUCCCGAUACUCAAGCAGCGGUGAAUCUCCUCCAAACGUGGCGGGCUGUUGAGGAAAUUGUGAACUAG